Messenger RNA from Panonychus citri (citrus red mite), 3791 nucleotides. RefSeq names its product homeobox protein 5-like. NCBI's taxonomy places the organism in Eukaryota, Metazoa, Arthropoda, Arachnida, Trombidiformes, Tetranychidae. The transcript has 3 exons. Bases 1924 to 3678 code for a protein of 584 amino acids. The record is from RefSeq and is a predicted model, not a curated record.
AAAUGGUUGACUUACCCAUAGAGAUGUUACAUUUUCCCCCUUAAGUGAAGUGUGAUCUUGAUGAUGACGUUAAUCCAAAGUUUAAUUUCAUCUUAAUUAACAGCAUUAUGAACACUACAUGGAACAUUAACAAAUUGUAAUUAAUUUAGUGUAGAAAAUGAAAAAUUAAGAACAAAAUUAGUUAAUUUCUCGUAAUUAACUAAUCCUUUCGUUAACUGUCACCGGUCAUUUGGUUAGUUACCAUUGGAAACCCAAUCAGGUGAUUCGGUUGCCAUGUUAACCGUUUUUCCCUCUUAAUUUUUUGUUCUUUUCCCAAAUCAAUUUGAUUUUUAAUUUUCUUUUUAAUUAAUUAGUUUUAUUAUUCUUUUAUGUUAGAGAUUGAAUUAAUUGUCCAUCUAUAACCAUCAACAGUGUGACAUUAUAUUGGAAUUGAUUCUCAUGUUAAUUUAAGUGUUUUUCUUUGUUUAUGUUUCUCUGGGAUGGAAAAUUUUGCUUAUGUGUGUUCCAAGAAGAUGUUUGUUAAUCAACUUUGGUUAAUUUCUUUGGUAAUUAAUUAGUUAAUCUUUUUCAAUGUUUCAUUUGGUUUUCUUUUUUUUUUGGAAUAUGUAACCAAGGAUUUGGUGUGUAAAUCGCUCGUUGUUUUCAAACAAGAUGAUGAAAAUUAAAGGAUUUUUUAUCUAUUCUUAUAAUCAUCUUAAUCUAUUCCUGGCAACCAUGAUCUUAAAUCAUGUUAAAUUCACCAAAAUACUGAUCGUAGGAGAGGGAAGAUAACAAGGAACCAAUUUAGUAACUAGAGAUGAACAAAUUAUGUGUCAAUAAUAAUAAUUUCUAUCUCGUUCACUGGUUAGGAUCUUUAAUUAACUGCCAACAAUGAUGAUGAUGAUUAACUUACAGUAACAAUCAAGUGAAAACACUCAUUACAAGAAACGAAAUUGUUAUCACAAGAACGUGUUAAUUGACUUUGCCAUGAAACUAAAAGAAAAUCUCCCAAUUGGAUCAAAUUAAUUUCCAACAUUUUCAAGCCCUAAAGUUUAAUUAACACAAUUAACUUUACAAUAUUUAAUCAUCAUUCGCAUAUACAAUCAAUUAUCAAUGGUUUGUCCUUAAUUUUAAUAAUCUAAAUGUGAGAUUAUCAUUAUAUUCAUUGAAAAACUGUUAUUUUCACUGUAACAAUUUACAAUUUUGAUCCAUAUCAAUUUAAUCACCAUGUUAAGAUAAUCAGAUAAAUUAUAUUAUCUCAAUUGUUAGAAGAAAAAUUGAUUGUUUAAAUGAAGAAAAUAUCAUUUCAUUCCUACUCAAUGGGUUACAAUCAAAUUAACCUAAAAGAUUUUAAUUGUUUUUCAAUAAUAACAAUUCAAUGAUAAUCAUUAUUGAAAAUUUUACAUGACAAUUAUGAUUAAGGUAUUCCAAUGAUACUUAACAAUCAAGAUCAACAAUCAACAAUAAGAUUAAUCUGACCCCAUGUUAAUUGUCAUUCAUAAUGUUAAGUUAAUCAUCAUCAUCAGAACGAUUAAUAUAAUUGUCGAUGAUGUGAAUUAAAUCAAAGUGUUUGUUGUUGUUGUUGUUGAUUCUUGAAAACAAGUAAACAAGUUUUCAUCUUCAGCUCCUUAAUAUUUUAUCAUCAUCAUCAUUAACUUGAUCAUCAUCUCACUCACUCAAUUCAAUUGAUCAUUUAGUGUUGAUCAUUUCAUUUCUCUCACUAAUCACAAUCACAAAAAGAAUCACAAUUUACAAAUUGUUACCUUUCAUUUGUUUACUUUGUUUUGAGUUAUUGUUAAAAGAAUUGAUUUUUUUACCUUCUCUUAAAAGUUAAUUGUUUCCAAUUCCAUUUGAUUUAAUCAACUACAUAUUCAAUAGAAAUCACUUUAAAUUUACUAAUUGUGAUAUUGUAGAAAACAAAGUUAAUCCAUCACAAUCAUCAUUAUGGUUAAUUGUUGUUGGUUAACAUCUUUACCAGUGAUGUUUGUGGUAAUUGUUGUUUCCAUUGUUAUUAAUUGUUUACAAUUAACUUUAACCGAGGAAAUAUUUGAUUCCUCUCCCGGAGGUGGACUUGGUGCUGGUGCUGGUGGUGGAAAUGAGUUUCGGGAUAAUAUUCAUAACGGUAAAUUUGUCAUCUAUGAUCAAAUUGAUCGGCAAAUGGUUGAAUCUUCAAUGGAUGAAGUUAUAGCCUCAGGGGAAGAUGAAUCUUUCCCUUUCAUGACAAAAGUUUUACCUGAUUAUCAACAUAAAGAUACACAAACUAUUCACACUUACAUGUUACCUCCAGAAGCUGAAGGCCACUUUAAUCAUCAUUUCGCUAGUCCAUUACAGUUGGAUGUUAAUGAUAAAUUUGGUUAUCAUGUUAGUGGAAAUCAUCAGAUUCAAGCUGAACGUCCAUUCAAGCAGCCGGGCCAACGAAAUUUAGCCUUUAAAACAGCCGAAAGUAUUCAAAGUCCAGUUUUUACUGCCAAUGUACCGACAGUAACGACGACGACAACAGUGAAACCAUUAUUCAAGAUACGGCCAAAAGAACGUCCAAGUUUACAACCAACUUCUUUUAUUCGACAUUCUGAUAAAAAUUCACCAGUUUUUCCAUCAAAUGAUAAAAUGUCAGCUGAGAAGACAAAAGUACCACCACCAGUUUCCACAAAUUUCUUGAACAAUAUCAACAUAACACCGAUGCCUAAUUUAUCCUAUCCACCAACGGUAUCAACAUCUUCAUCAAUUUCAUCAUCAAGCUCUAUUAGAGCUGUUCAUGUCCCUCGGGAAGAUGACAAAAAACAAUUGAUCAAGACGCAGAAACCAAAAAAAUAUUUCCCAGAACCAGUUAAAAUGACCAUUAGUCCAAGAUUCGAGUCUCUUCGUAUCAAAUCACCAGAGGCCCAAGCACAAGCAAAAGCAGCAAAUGCAAAGUCUAUCUCAUCAGUAACACCAUCAACUCCUCAAUCAACAUUCCCAAUACACUCUACAAGGCCAAUAACGAUCGUUUCCACAACGACACCACCAACCAUUUCCACUCCAUGGAGAACCAAUUCAAGAUUUCCAUCAUGGAGUAAUGGUAACAAUCAAAAUGUCAACAUUGGUAACAAUAAUCAGCACCAUCAUCAUCAUAAUCAUAACAACAAUAAUAAUAACCAUCAGCAGAAUCAUCAGCACAAUAGCAAUAAACAUUUUGAAGACAAUGAGUAUUAUGUUCAUGGUGAUAAAAUGCCAUCUCAAAGUAAUCCCCAUCGUUAUCAUGUAGAAAGCCCAAGGGGAUUUAAAAAUAUCCACACAAAUCCAAUGACAGCUCAUUUUACUGAUCUUGAUGAUUUUGAAGGUACAUCGGCUUCUGAUGAGAUUCACUCGGUAGCUCAUCCAUUAGCUGAAUUACACAAUAAUGAUCCUCUUCAUACACCAACAUCAACACGAAUCGCAGUACAAAAUCAUCCCGAUUUAACAGACAAACAGAGAGAUUCACUGUUGAAAAUUUUAGAAUCAUAUUACAAACUGAUAAACCAAUUUAAUUUAGAUUUUAGAAAAUUAAUCAACGAUAAUCGAGGUAAAAGUAGCACAUCCUCCAAACAAAAUGGAACCAUAAUAAUUGAACCAAUUUCCGUUGAGCCAACAUUUAAUUUACAAGAAAAGUCAACAUCAAACACCAUGAAAAAUUCACCAAGAAAACAGAGACAAUCAAUAAGACACAAUCUCUCAAGAUGAUGAUCAACAAUAAAUUAAUCAAAACAAACAAAAUCAAGAGAGUGAGAGAGAAAAACAGAGAGAGUUAUGAAAACAAAAAAACAAGAUCAUAAUUAAGGAUUAACCGAGAGAGA